Molecule: messenger RNA, 663 nt
Organism: Didymosphaeria variabile
Lineage: Eukaryota; Fungi; Ascomycota; Dothideomycetes; Pleosporales; Didymosphaeriaceae
Exons: 2
Coding region: 1-663 (220 amino acids)
Biological process (GO): amino acid metabolic process; biosynthetic process
Molecular function (GO): pyridoxal phosphate binding; transaminase activity
Source: RefSeq, a predicted model, not a curated record
AUGGAGUUUUGCCAGGAGCGAGGACUGCACUUCAUCUCGGAUGAGAUUUAUGCUCUAACGGAGCUCAAAGAAAGACCGCAUAAGAGUGCGAAAUUCGUUUCAGCUCUCUCGCUGACAGAACCGCUGGUACCGGAAGGCGCAGUAAAGAUCGACCCAUCCCGAGUGCACGUAAUCUGGGCCGCCAGCAAGCUAUUUGGAUCCAGUGGCUUUCGUAUCGGCUGUUUGAUCUCCCAGCAAAACCCCAAGUUACUCUCCGCUGUAGCUCUUCUGACAUACUGGCACGCAAACACUUUAGCAUCUCUAUACCUCUCGAGCCUCUUGAGAUGGGCACAACUUCCUACCCUUAUCGCACUCAACUCAGAAAGACUCACCGCGUCCUACCGUCUCGUCGAGAAUGUCUUGAAACAGUUGGAUGUCUGUUUCGUAGCACCCACCGACGGGAUAUUCGUAUUUGCCAAGCUAGCGAAGUAUGCCCAAAGCGUGGAAGAUGAGCGAGAUUUCUACAACCGACUAGCGCAACAAGGUGUGCUCCUCGGCCCUGGGACCAUGUACAAAGGUGUCGACAAGGAGUUCGGUUGGGCCAGGAUACGGUUCUCGAUUCCUGUCAAGACGAUGGAAGUCGCGUUGGAGCGGAUCACGACUUUCAUGGCAAUGGAAGGCUAG